This is a messenger RNA of Cylindrotheca closterium, 1047 nucleotides long. NCBI's taxonomy places the organism in Eukaryota, Bacillariophyta, Bacillariophyceae, Bacillariales, Bacillariaceae. The record is from the annotation of a GenBank genome assembly.
AUGCGGUCGUUAUUUCCAAUAACACUAUUUCUUCUUUUGAUAUUGUGUUUUCUCACUUCCUUGUCAUCAGCGGAAGAAGAAAAAGCAGAGGGAGAAAGGCCAAAUGAAUUCGUCAGUCCAUUGUUGGAAAACAAUAACACUCCCGUGGAGACUAUUCCACCGAUACUACCGGUGGAUAUGAACCUUGUUGAAGAAGAAGAGCCAAAUAGUGUGGAACUGACAAACUCGGAAGAUUCAGAUUCCAACAGUAGUUCUAAUACGAAUGAUCAGCAGGAAGACGACGAAGAACAAGUGGAAGUCUGGUUGCCAAUCAUUGAAGUUCAAUUUGUUUGUGACCACGAUACUCGGCCUCCCUCUGGUGGAAAUGUUACGGAAUACAUGUUGAACUUGUACGAAAACCUCUAUAAUGAGCUACUCCCAAAUCAAGUGACUGUCACUCGGUCCAGUUUGCACCAUUUGGAACGAUUCAGUACCAUGUCGGAAAUUUCGUCCACCAAAUGGUACUAUUCGGAUUGCAACAUGACCUCUCCUCAACUCUUGGCCAGUCUCAAAGUCAAGGGCAAGGGCGUCUUGAACAACGCGCCCACCUCGAUGACGGAACUUGGCAUGACGCAGGUGCACGAGAGCAUGAACGAAGCCUCUAUUCAGGAAUUCUUUGCCAACAAUGUCUGUACCAACAUGACGGAAUUUCGAGCAUCCGUGGAAAGUCCUCAACACCACCAUCAGCAAAGUUUGUACUAUACAAGUCACUCGGCAACUGGGCCACCCAAAAUGACCUUUGAACACGUGGAUCACUCGUUGUUGUUGCUCUGUGGUGGGGAAGAUUUGGUGUAUUACGAAGAAGGCCCACCCGAUGGUGGCUUUUUGUUUUUUGGAUUCUUUGUAGGAUUCCUUAUGGUCAGUAUGAUUGCUACCGAACUACAGAAGUACGAUCAGCGGCCUCAUCCAUUGGGGGGACGGCGUCGCGACUACGAUGGAGUCUCCACUAAUGACAACAACAACAACAACAACAACAACAACAACAAUUCCGAAGUUGAAAUGGUCUGA